AUGGCACCAACAUUAAAGAAUCCAGAAUUAUUCCGCACAAAACCAUUCGUCAACGGUAAAUGGAUCGAUUCCACCUCCACCAAAACCUUCCAAGUAAUCGAUCCAGCUACCGAAGAACUUAUCGCCGAACUCCCCGAUCAAUCCCCAGCUGAAAUCGACGAAGCAAUCAAGAUCACCCAUGAAGCCUUCCUUAAAUAUAAACACACCUCCCCAUAUGAUCGUGCUAAAUGGUUAAGAAAAAUGUAUGAAUUAAUGCAUGAAAAUCUCGACGAUUUAGCCACCUUAAUCACCUGGGAAAAUGGGAAAUGUUUAACCGACGCCAUUGGAGAAAUCAAAUAUGCCGCCAGUUAUUUCGAAUGGUUUGCAGAAGAAGCUAAGAGAAUGUAUGGUCAUACUAUCCAACCGCUGAAUCCUAACAAUAAGGUCAUAACUUACAAACAACCAGUUGGGGCAGUGGGAUUAUUAUGUCCAUUUAAUUUCCCAAGUGCUAUGGGUGCUAGAAAGGCUGCACCUGCGUUUGCGGCAGGAUGUAGUUGUAUUCUUAAACCUGAUGCUCAGACUCCGUUGAGUUCUUUGGCUUUGGCUUAUUUGGCCCAGAAGGCGGGAUUCCCGGAUGGGGUGUUUAAUGUUGUAUUACUGAGUAUUGAAUCUACUCCUAUGGUGGGGUUGAAAUUUUGUGAAUCUAGUUUGAUCAAGAAGAUUAGUUUUACUGGUUCGACCCCCGUGGGGAAGUUGUUGAUGAAACAAAGUUCAAGUACUUUGAAAAAACUUUCUAUGGAAUUAGGUGGGAAUGCUCCAAUUAUUAUUUUUGAUGAUGCGAAAUUGGACAUUGCCGUUGAUCAAUCAAUUGCUUCUAAGUUUAGAUCAUUGGGACAAACUUGUGUUUGUGCAAAUAGAAUCUAUGUCCAACUGGGGGUAUAUGAUGAAUUUUGUGAAAAGUUUGCUGCCAAAGUACGUGAAUUUAAGAUUGGGAAUGGAUUUGAACCAGGGGUAACUCAUGCUUGUGUUAUUAAUCAAAAAUCAAUUGAAAAAGUUGAAACUCAUUUACAGGAUGCCUUAGAAAAAGGUGCUACCUUAUUGGUUGAAGGUGGGAGAUUACCAAAAUUGGGUAAGAAUUUCUAUGCUCCAACUGUUAUUAAAGAUGUAACUCAAGACAUGAAAGUUAUUAAUGAAGAAACGUUUGGUCCAUUAGGUGCAAUCGUUAAAUUCGAUACCAAGGAACAAGUAUUACAUUGGUGUAAUGAUACUCCAUUCGGUUUAGCUUCUUAUGUCUUUUCUGAAAAUUUGAAUAAUAUUUGGUAUAUAUCUGAAUAUUUAGAAACUGGUAUGGUUUCUGUUAAUACUGGAUUAUUUACUGAUGCUGCAUUACCUUUUGGUGGUGUUAAGGAAUCUGGAUUUGGUAGAGAAGGUUCCCUUUAUGGUGUGGAUGAUUAUACUGUUGUCAAAUCAAUUACUUUGGGUAAUGUUUACCACUAUAGUUAG
This is a messenger RNA of Hemisphaericaspora subhashii, 1482 nucleotides long. RefSeq names its product succinate-semialdehyde dehydrogenase (NAD(P)(+)). Gene Ontology annotation, biological process: GABA catabolic process. Gene Ontology annotation, molecular function: succinate-semialdehyde dehydrogenase (NAD+) activity. The transcript has a single exon. NCBI's taxonomy places the organism in Eukaryota, Fungi, Ascomycota, Pichiomycetes, Serinales, Debaryomycetaceae. The record is from RefSeq and is a predicted model, not a curated record. Bases 1 to 1482 code for a protein of 493 amino acids.